Trichosporon asahii var. asahii CBS 2479 is the source of this 1677-nucleotide messenger RNA. RefSeq lists its product as uncharacterized. The record is from RefSeq and is a predicted model, not a curated record. Bases 1 to 1677 code for a protein of 558 amino acids. Gene Ontology annotation, cellular component: cytoplasm. The transcript is spliced from 8 exons. Gene Ontology annotation, biological process: response to oxidative stress. NCBI's taxonomy places the organism in Eukaryota, Fungi, Basidiomycota, Tremellomycetes, Trichosporonales, Trichosporonaceae.
AUGUACGACGGACCCGUCAGAGGAGGUGAGCGCAAAGGUGUGCAUGAUGUUGACUCUUCAGGGAGCCGCGGCGGCCAAGGCGAUUUCCGACGUGAAGAACUCGAAGCACCGAGAGAAGAGAUCCGGAAACUCAAGGAGCAAGAGGAAGAGGCCUUGUCUGCUGCCCUGGGUUUUGCUCCAGCCAAGUCUUCUGGAGAGGGAUCAGGCGCAAACAGCAUUCCGGUUAGCGGUGACGACAAGGAGAGGAGGCGACAGGAGAAAAUGGCUCAGAAGCGACUUGACAGGCAGUUGCGACGUGAGGAACGCUACGAGAGGAGGCACAGGACCAAAGGUCGCUCCUCAAGAGGUAGAGAACGUAGCCCCUCGGAUCGUCGAGAGCGAGAAGGUCGUGACCGAGAUCGCAGAGACCGUGCGCCUCGCUCUCGGUCACCGCAUAACUAUAGGGUUGUAGAUGAUGAUGCCUAUGAGUCCGUUGCAGAGGUAUACCUAACUUUCAGCGGCAAAGACUCAAAGGCCAAGUCGGGCGCCGGCCACUCUGGUGGUUCCCACCACCAGAACUUUUGGCCCGUGACGUCCUACAACAGCGGCUACGGACAGCUCACAGACAAGGACACCGAGGUGAGUGCGGCCGGUUGUGGGACCAAGUUGACAUCUCAGUGGUCGUGUGUCAGCAACAAGGGCUUCCAGACUGAGACCCAGACGUGGUACUCGGUGUUGGCCGAUGGGAGCAUCCUCAUGGUUCAGGUCAUUUGGAGCUACCUCGGCGUGUUCCUCAUCCCUGCCACGGCUCAGAUGACCUUCAAGCUGUUCAACCCGACGACCAAGACGACCACCUGGAAGUCGGUCAACGUUUCCAACUUUAAGCAUGACGGCCGCAACUGCAAGUCAGACUCUUUCGAGAUCAAGCACUCGGGUUCGGCCAGUGGCGAGGAGGCUUACCACAUCACUGCAAACCUCGAUAAGAACGUCCAGAUUGACACUGUCUGGACCAGGCCUGCCUCUGCUCCCGGCUGCAAGUACGGCACAGGCGAAGACGGAGGGUUCUCGUACUUUGGCAAGGACAAGUCGGAGGACAAGCGCGAUGCUCUCGUGGUCCACAGUGGCCAGGUUGUCAUUGACGGCAAGGCCAUUGAUGCCACUGGCAACGCCAUGUUUGUGGAUGCCAUUCAGGGAGGCAUGCGCCCCAACCUGGACGAUUACGGUCCCGCCGGAAAGGGAUCGGGUCACGUCAAGGUCAACAUUGGCGUCAUUUACGCCUCGAACCUGUCCGCGCCUCUGCUAGUCGUCGGCCAGACUCACACGCCUGAGCCUACCUCUGUUUUCCCCGUCCCCAACCAGGACGUUUCCACCGCCACCCACCUGAACACUUACAAGGACGACACCGGUUACAUGGCCCCGAAGGGACUGGCGUUUGUCUUUGGUGGUGUGCGUGAGGACAACAAGGCCCCUGCCAAGGCGGAGCUUGUCAUUGACGACGUUACCAAGGGCUUCAUCGAAAAGGUCGAUGUGCUUGCCGAAAUUCCGUACGUCAUUCGCAAGGGCUACGCCGCCAUCUCGGGCACCAAGCCCUUCAUCUUCCAGUACCACAACCCGGCCACCCUCCAGGUGGACCUCGGCGACAAGACGGUCCCCGUCAAGGGCUGGGUUUACAACGAGGCUUCCUUCAUUUCGCAGUAG